GUCGCUCGCCGGCUGAGUUGUUCCACGGUCGUCCUCAUCGAACCUUGAUGUCUUUGCUGCAUCCGCCGCAUCAGGUUCCUGUGCAGCGGCAGAAUCCUGCUUUUGCUCCAGGCGACGUUGUAUUUUAUCGCAACUAUCGAGGUUCACGGCGUUGGCUCGCAGGGCGCAUUCUUCGCUGCCUCGGCCGCGCGAUGUAUUUGGUUUUGGGGGCCUCUGGUGAGGUGCGUCGGCAUCUCAAUCAGCUGCGCCUCUGUCGUCGCACGGGUUCUGCCGCUCCCCGUCUGCUUUCAGCGACGGUGCCGUCCGGUCAGCGCCCUGGGGACCCAUCUACUGGCUCGCCUCAUCUCCAGGUGUUACCGACGAUGCCUUCCAUUUUGCCCCAUGGCGACGCGCCGCCGCAGCAGCAGCCGCCGCCGCCGCCGCCGCCGCCUGUUCUCCCGCCGGCGCCGCCCGCAUUCGACGCUUCGCUGCAGCCGCCAAGCGCCUCCCAGGGUCACGCGCCGCCGAUCGCUUCCCGUGACCAGCUGUCCUCCGCCAUGGAACUCCCGCCCGCUCCGGACCACAUGACGUCAUCGCGCGUCGGCUACCCCGACGCAAUGGAGGUCGACCCUUCGGCCCCUCCUGUUUCUUUACGGGCGCAUACACCGCAUGUUGACGUGCACCCUGGACUAGGUUUUCAGGCGUUUCCUAGCUCCCCUCGGACCGAAUGGCCGGGUGCGGGUGGCACAGCCUCGCCUGUUGUUAGGCUCCCCACCUCAUCGCAUACGUCAACAUGGGGUCCUCCCCACGGCGGGCGGUAGCCUUAUCUUACGACCGUUCGCCGAUUUGCGGGGGAGGAAUGUGGUGUCACCGCCAGACACCACACUUGC
Schistocerca serialis cubense is the source of this 869-nucleotide messenger RNA. RefSeq lists its product as uncharacterized. Lineage: Eukaryota; Metazoa; Arthropoda; Insecta; Orthoptera; Acrididae. The coding region runs from base 48 to 800 and encodes 250 amino acids. The transcript has 2 exons. The record is from RefSeq and is a predicted model, not a curated record.